AUGGCGACAGGAAGAUGGAUUGCUGCUGUUCGACUUGGCCCAGAAGAUGGUCGUAAAGAACAACGUCGCGACAAAAUGGAGGUGUUUACAACGGAAUCAAUCGUAUAUGAUACAGCACAUCUUUACGCUCCUCUCUCUGACUGCUCAUGGAAAUCGCACCUUGAUCGUGACAAAAGGAGAGCGAAGGAGUUCAGUGGGGAGGAAGAGACCUUAGUCAUUAUCAAGAGGCUGGGAGAGGUGGGGGGUCGUAGGCGUCCUGAUAAGGAUGCUCCAAUUGCUCCACUCAAUAACUUGUUUAGUUUUGUUUCUUCUUAUUGGAUAUCUCCAACGGCACCCUUUGUUGUAGUCCUUCAGCCAGGUCUUCGGAGGAGGGCAGCUCAUUCCAGUUUCCACAGAGGCUAUCAGUUCCUAUCUUGGAGGAGCAUGUCGUUGCUUCAAUAA
Molecule: messenger RNA, 441 nt
Organism: Nezara viridula (southern green stink bug)
Lineage: Eukaryota; Metazoa; Arthropoda; Insecta; Hemiptera; Pentatomidae
Source: the annotation of a GenBank genome assembly